UACAGUUAACCCAAAACUUAAAAAGAAAUCCAGUAGCUAAGAGUAGCUUAUCACAUACAUUACUGGAACAACUCCCUCUUGCAUUUACUUUCAGGAAAAUACUGAUAUUUCAGUUCCAUAAUAAUUCUAAGCAUUCAACCUGUUAUUUACAUUAUUUACAUAUUUGAAAAAAGUGUGUCACAGUUGUUAGUGAAGUAUAAAUUAGACAGAUAAGACUAGAUACAAAUUCACUGUCAUUUUCAGUAUAGGUUGAAGGGACCUCUACAGAGACCACCACACUCAACUUCCCUGCCUAAAACAGGUUCUCCACAGUAGGUUUCAAAGGACGGUGGUCAGCUGGGCUCUGAAUAUCUCCAGAGAAGGAAACACCACAAACCCACAACCUCUCUGGGCAGCCAGUCCUACUGUUCUGUUACCCUCAAAGGAAAGAACAUUUUCCUCAGGUUCCAAUGGAACUUCUCAUGUUCCAAUUUCUCCCCACUGCCCCUUGCUCUGUCACUGGGAAUUGCUGAAAAAAGUCUGGCCACACCCACUUGACUAUCUUCCAUUAGGUAUUCAUAAGCAUUAAUAAGAUCUCCCCCUCAGUCUUCUCUGUGCUGAAGAGUCUCAGGCCUUUUAUCCUUUCCUCAUGUGAGCAAUGUUCCAUGUGCAGAAACAUGAAUACAAAAUGCAGCUCCCCGCGUGCAGACACAUGAGUGCAGUGCUGCUGGGGGAAGUGCUGUGGUGGCACAAGGACUGCAGUGACAUCACUGAGCAACAGGCUGUGAUGCCACCGAGCUUUGGGCGCUGGCAGGGCCUGGCCCAGUCACUCUCGUGCCUGGACUCCUGCCGAGCGAGUGCGUGCGGCUUGGAGGUGGAGCGAGGAUUUUAAUUGUGUGUUGGGCUGUGCUUUGGGGACUGCUGGCAGCUGCUCUCAGUGCCCAUACGUACAGCCACCACCUGUAAUCCCCUGGCCUGCCUGGCUCAGGCAGCCGGGGCCCCACGGGGUGCACGUGCAGCAGCACAGUGCACAAAUUUCACUGCUGAGGCGCUGGAGAGGGAGAGUGACUCAUCUUCACUCCCCAUCAGGCCACGGCGUGAAGACCAUGGCAGCAGAGGAGGCGUGGACAUGUCCCAUCUGCCGUGAGGUGCGAAAGGACAUUGCCUACGCAGUGCCGUGCCGUCACGAGUUCUGCCUCGGCUGCAUCCUGCGGUGGGCCAAGCAGAAAGAGACCUGCCCGCUCUGCAGGAGGAUAAUGACAGUGGUCAAGGUUGCUGAGUGGGAUGACGACAACGACCUGGAUUUCAUCAUCCGUCCCCCAGCACCACCAGUUCCUGCCUGCUUCCAGGCAGGCAUCGCCCACAUCUACAGCCCCCAGCACGAUGUGCCAUCCCCUCCACCCUUUCUGCUGCUGCCGGAGGAGCAGGAGGAUGUGGAGGCAGGCGAGCGGCCUAUGGUGGGCGGUCUCCUGAUGGAGGUCUGGGCAGCCCUGUUCAGGCAGCACCAGGAGAUGCUCGACCCUGUGCUGCCAUGGCUGCGCCAGGAGCUGCGAAACAUCUUCCGAGCGCAGUGGUGGGAGGCAAUGGCGGUGCAGAACCUCAUCCUGAAUGCCCUGUGUCACAUCGGGCUGGACCGCGAGGCCCUGAUCCAGCUGCUGUGGCCUGCCCUGGGGGACAGAGCGGAGACGCUCAUCCAGGGCCUUGUGGACGCCCUCGUGAGCCAGUGGGGCGAGGAGGCACACGGGCAGCGCGGCCUCCAGGGCGUCCACGUGUCCGGAGGGCAGGAGGAGGGCCCUGCGGCCAGGGGGCAGGAGGACAGCGUGGUGGCCGGCCCUGGCCCCGCAGCCUCCCCACCAGGGACCGUUACAUCAAGGCCUGCACUCAACGGACCCAACAGCAGCGCCGAAUGGCCUGACAGAGUGGAGCAACCCAGCACGCCACAGGCUGUCGUUCCUGGGGAUCUCAGUCACACCCCUGCUGCACACAUCCCCAGGGAACUCGAGGAGCCCCACGAGGAGACGGAGCAGGCGGCAGCAGCAGGCCCCUCUGCCCAGGGCAGCAGCCCCUCCGCUCCUGGCCACUCGCCUGCGAGGGCCCGGCGGCCCCGUAAGAGGAGGGCUGGCAGUGAUCUGGACCCACCGCAGCCCUGCAAGAAGCCACCUCCUCGCAAGCACUAGCGGGGAUUGCACUUCUCUUUAAUCAAAAAAUAAAGUGGAAAAAAAAAAAGAUGACACAGAGCCUCAGGAUUUUAUGGGUUGGCAGGGACCUCUACAGAGAUCAUCACGUCCAAUCCAACCCCUGUCCUACAGUAGGUUUCACUGAAAGAUGUCCAGGCAAGUUCUGGGUAUCUCCAGGGAAGGAGACAUCACUCCCCACAACCUCUCUGGACAGCCUCUUCCAUUGUUCUGUAAUCCACACAUUAAAAAGUUUUUCCUUGUGUUCAGAUAGAACUUCCCACAUUCCAUUUGAUGCCCAUUGCCCCUUGUUCUCUCACUGGGAACCACAGAAUGAAGACUGGCCACACCCACUUGACUCUCUUCCAUUGCCUAUUUAUAAGCAGUAACAAGAUUCCCCCUCAGUCUUCUCAGUGCUGAGGAGUCCCGGGUCCCUUAUCCUUUCCUCAUGUGAGCGAUGAGGAUGUCCACGUGCAGACAUAUGAAUGCAAAGUUCUCCACACAGUGAUUCUCCCAAGAAUC
This is a messenger RNA of Phasianus colchicus (ring-necked pheasant), 2675 nucleotides long. RefSeq names its product E3 ubiquitin-protein ligase Topors-like. Gene Ontology annotation, molecular function: ubiquitin protein ligase activity; metal ion binding. NCBI's taxonomy places the organism in Eukaryota, Metazoa, Chordata, Aves, Galliformes, Phasianidae. The record is from RefSeq and is a predicted model, not a curated record. Gene Ontology annotation, biological process: protein monoubiquitination; protein polyubiquitination.